Molecule: messenger RNA, 1370 nt
Organism: Cephus cinctus (wheat stem sawfly)
Lineage: Eukaryota; Metazoa; Arthropoda; Insecta; Hymenoptera; Cephidae
Source: RefSeq, a predicted model, not a curated record
UCCAAAUCAUGCAAGUCCGAAUUUUUAUCAAUGGAAAUUUUGGCCCCUCAUUUUCCAAAAAUACGAUAUAUUAAAAGACUAUUUUACAGUCUAGUGAAUUUUAAUAAAGAAUUGUGCGAUAUGGAUGAAGCUUUGAACAGCAAUGAUGUUAUCAAACUCUGCCACAUUUCUGAUCAAGCUCAAAAGAAAGCUCAAAUUUGUAAUAAAUCGAAUACUGAAGAAAUUACUUUGAAUGAAGAUAAGAUACAAACUGUGUAUAGCCAUGCUUUUAGAGCUUACACAAAACGAAUGAUUGAUACCCCACGUUUCAAAUGUAUUUCUUGUGAAAAGUUGUGUUGUCAGAAGAGCGGCAGUUUUAUUGAAAUUUCUAAAACCAUGCUCGGACCGAUUUGGACCAGCUUCAUGGAAUAUCUUGCAAAAUGCCUUCCCAAACCCAAUGAAUAUAACUUUCUGUGUCGAUACUGCCGAGAUAAAUUUCAUCAAGAUACAUUGCCUCCAAUAUGUAUUCUUAACAGUCUUGAUGUUCCAGCGGUUCCAUAUGAAAUAACGUGUCUAAAUCACUCUUGACACAAAUGUCGCAAUCCGACUUAUAUUAUGAACAGUUUACGAUAUAUCCGAUACACGAAAAAAGGGUUAACGCGACUGCAACAGAGCUCUAUCAAAUGCUGAAGGUUAAUGAUGUUCCCCUUGAUAGACGUUUUAAAGCUUUAGACACAAUGUGUUUUCCUGAUUUAUAUCCUCAUGGAACAACGGGCAGCAUGCUGAAAGAACACAAUAUACGACAAAUAAAUGCUGGAAUUUUCCAUAAGAUGAAUGUAACCAAUCCCCGUGAAAAAUAUACUGCUGCUAGUUACUUAGAAAGGCUUUCUAAGAAUGAACUUGAAUCCAAUUUAAGUACAAUUUUUGCCAGAUUGCGUAAUUCGGAAGAAUAUUGGAGAAUUCCUAGGAAUAACGUAAGAUGCAUGACGCGUCAUUAUGGUCCUGCUACAUGGUUCUUAACAAUCAGUCCCAUUUCGGUUUCUAGAUUUGUCGAGAUAAAGUUGAAAGCUGUGCUUGACUUUAUUUUGUCACCUAACAAUCCUAUCGGUGAAGUUGACCACUACUUUUAUCGGCGAGAGUACCAGUCUAGGGGUGCACAACACUUUCAUAUUUUGAUUUGGAUCAAAGAUGCACCGAUAAUCGGCAAAUCUACGACGGAAGAAAUAGCUUCAUUUAUAUUAAACGGCACCGUCAUAAUGGUUAUUGUUUACGAUCUAAGAAAACCAAAACCGGUUUUACACGACUGUGCAAGUUCGGCCAUCCGCGACCAUUCACAGAGCCAAUUAAAAUUAGAGAUGUGGCUGUGUCAAUUGCAGGAAGAAGACGAUUGA